CCUUCUCACCCACCCUCUUCUGCCGUCUCCCGUCAAUUUUCCGAUCACCUCUUCCCUGCUUACCCAUUUCAUCACCAAGUUUCCUCCGUACUACACCUUCGUCGUACCUUUGCGACCUGGCUCUUCCGUCCAACUGAGGGCAGAAAAAGAAACAAAAAAAUCCAGAGCACACGGAGAAAGAGAUUGGCAUUAGACAUCUGUUCCUUUACUCUCUUACCCGGGUCUCCCCCUCGCCUGGUGUCCUUUUCGCUCUUCGCUCAUCCUGCGCCCAAAAAACGGCGUGGCUUGGAAAGCUGCAAAAGCCAUACCUACUGUAGCACCCCCAGGGGCCAUACCCGACUACAUCUUGAUCCUCGGUCGGGACUACCUUUCUUCUACUAGGGUCUCUCCAAGAAGACGGCCUACCCUCUGGCCAACGGGCGUUCCAGAACGAACAGCUACCUGCCAGAAGUGGCAGCCUACCAAUCCCGUGGCUCCUCGUACUGCCACCCUGCACGCUUGAAAGCGCUCGUGGCCGCCAACCACCAUUGCCGCCCACCCACCUGUGACGUGCAAAAACUUUGAGGGGUGUUCGUCUCGCUCGGUCGGCCUGUGGCCAAAGUAUCUAUUUUCUCCCUCGGUCGUCGACUCUGGCGCAUUUUCGCGACUUUGUUACUGUUGGUAUAUUGACUCAGAAUACUAGAUUCGAGCUUUGCUCAUGUACAUGAUCUCUUAAAACUCCCGACCAUCUUCCUUAAUUGCCACCUUCCUGGGAUCUUGUGUACAGUCUUUACCAUUUGUGCCUGGAGCAUCGGAUUCCUCUUUUCAGAUCCGCCUGGAGCGCGACAGUACCUGCGGGAUUUCCUCACCUUGAGCGGCUCGGCGCAUUUGACGCCAUCUUCAGGGAUUGGACACACAUGGUACAUUGAAUCCAACCUUCAAAAGACCUGCUGCCGAGGGCAAUUUCAGAGAACCACAAUAUAUUACCCGAACCCGAGCAUAUUCCCUGCGACGCAGCUGUUUCGCGCACGCUCCUUUCCCAACUGGCUUUCCCGUCCCACUCUCCAUUACUCGAGGAUUCGCCUGGUAGAGACGGUAUUAAGGAAGUCGUUCUCAGACAAAGUGACCAGAGCUGAAGGCAAUAGACUCUGAAGACAGAUGGCGGCGAUAGUGGAGGAAGAUACCAAGUCUCCCGUCGACACCAUGGACGUGGCGUCGCCCGAGGCGGCUUCUGCUGAGGGAACUUCAAGUGAGAUUGCGGAAGCUGCUGUGUCAGAAAAGGCAAAUAAGCCGCCAGCCAACAAGGCUCUGUCGACCAAGGUUUCCACUGCGUCCAAAAACAUCAUGCCAAAUCCCGCCUUUCCUCCCCCAAAGACAGACAAGCCCCGUCCUCAUGUGUGCUUAACCUGUAUGCGAUCCUUUGCUCGUCUGGAGCAUCUGAAAAGGCAUGAGCGAUCUCACACCAAGGAGAAACCAUUUGCGUGUCCCGAAUGUACUCGCUGCUUCGCCAGGCGUGACCUGUUACUCCGACAUCAGCAGAAACUCCACUCUUCCACCACACCAUCAGCACGGCCCCGGUCUGGACGAAGGGAAAGUGUUGCGGGAGUUGCCACUGGCCGUGUACGCAAGAAUUCCACCGCGAGCAGCACGACGCCAAUGCGACCGAGAGCGAACACUGUCAGCCAUGUGGAUUCUGCCACUCGGAGGCUGAGCAUACUGUCUGAUUCCGUUGGCAACUUCGGGCGCCAACCCUUGCCCAGCCAUAACCACCAUAACAGCAUGUCGGCCAUAUCGAGUCUUCAUACCUAUCAAUACCGCGGCGUCAACAGCCAUCAGCAUGCCUCGAAUCUGCCAAAGUUGGAGACCCUCGGACUGUCGUCUGACAUCUCAGGCGGCCUCCGCACGGCGCCUCCCUUUGGAGGGUUCGGUGCCGAAUUUGGAAAUGGUUUCGACUGCGACCAGGGAAAUACCAUCAACCCUCACGCACUGCAUAUGACCAACUUGCAAGGGCUGGGCGUUGAUUCGUCGGUUUCGCCUUUCCAACAGAUGUUUCCUGGUAUGACUGCUUCCCAAGCCAUGGCUGACGACGAUGCGAAUUUCGACUGGAUGACUUUGGGCUUCGAGAACCAGAUGUCCUUCGCUCAGGCCAAUGAGAACGCCAUCGAUGACUCUUCACCCUCGGCUAUGAGCACCAAUAGUCCGGCUCCUGUGAAUGACAUAAACGGUGACCCAAAUAUUGCAGCAAUGCAACAGGCUCCGGUUUCUGCGGGUAACAUGUGGUCCACCACUCUUGCAGCCCACGUACCUUUAUUGAACAGUCCUAUGAGUAUCGAAAUGCUGUCCAACUUUAAUGAUGUCGUCAACGCUUCAAUGAGUACCGUGUCGCCAAAAUCCUUACUUGGUCACGCAACGGCUAUGGAUAUCAGCCUUCCAACUCCGCCGGACUUUGCCUCGAUGGACGCUUCCGCCAUGCAGUCGACCCCCCAAUUUACUGGUUACCAGCUCUCCUUCGCUGGAGAUGGUCCUGCCUCUACUACUUCCACCAACUCACUGGACAGUAGCCUUCGACAGAGCUCGAUCACAACCAUGUCCUCCGAUCUGGUCAAUGAUAAUAUUCGGAAUGUUUUGAUCGCCGGCCUCUCUCAGAAUUCAGGCUUUGGACAACGCAAGUACUCUCAACCAGCAAUCAGUUCGCCGCUGUCUCCAGGCUCCAAUACACGAACGAAAGGGUUCAACGCUAGCACUUUUCCGAGCACACACGAGUUGCAGCGAUAUGUUUCUGCCUAUAUCAAAUACUUUCAUCCCCACCUCCCUUUUCUACACGUCCCGACACUCAACUUUGAAUCGUCAGACUAUACUACUCCAAUCAGGCUGGUGUCUGGCCAUUCUCAAUUUGGCCAGGCCUCUGUAGCUGGAGGAGGCAGUUGCUUGAUCCUAGCGAUCGCGGCCAUUGGGGCCCUAUAUGAACACGAGGUGUCUCAGUCGAGAGAGCUCUUCGAGUGCGCCAAGCGUUUGAUCAGCAGUUACCUCGAAGAAAGGCGCAAGGCCAACCUGACCAAAACCCAAUUUGGCCCUCGACACUCUGCUGAGCGAGAAGAUACGCCGCUUUGGCUGGUCCAGGCUAUGUUAUUGAACGUGAUUUAUGGCCACAAUUGUGGCGACAAAACAGCAGCUGAGCUUGCGAGCAACCAUUGUGCUGCCCUGGUAAGCCUUGCUCGCGGUGCCGAGCUCGCGAAGCCUUCUCAGGGCUACAGCGGAACAAGCGUCGUCGAUGGGAACAUCAACGUCCCGAUGGGUGGAAUGCCCAACAAUGGCUGGAGCUCGAUGAUCAGCGAAAUGGACGAUUCUGACUGGUUGGAAUGGAAGGUCAUGGAAGAACGCAAGCGAACUUUGUACGCGGUCUUUAUCCUUUCGAGCAUGCUUGUGACAGCUUACAAUCAUCCUCCCGCGCUCACCAAUUCUGAAAUCCGCUUGAACCUGCCCUGCGCCGAAGAACUUUGGGCUGCCGAGUCUGCGCAAACAUGGCGUAACUUGGGAGGACCCGGUGCCGAAACGGGCGCUCUUACCUUUGCCGCUUCAUUGACACAUUUACUCAUGUCCGCGCACAGACAACGCCGGCGGAACAGUAACGGCAACGCAGUCGGGCUUGCGCCCGAGCUAGAACUCACCCCAAGCACAUUCGGUUGCUUAAUCCUGAUCAACGCUUUACAUAACUACAUCUGGGAAACACGACAACGGCACCUGGGCCGGCAAUGGACCGCAAGCGAGACGGAGCAGAUGCAUGCACAUAUCGAACCAGCACUCACCGCCUGGGAGGCGGCAUGGGCGAGCAACCCCAAGCAUAGCAUCGAACGACCCAAUCCAUUUGGCGAUGGUCCCUUGUCCGCGGAUUGCGUCCCUUUGCUUGACCUCGCUUACAUCCGACUGUUUGUCAAUUUCGGCAGAUCCAAGGAGGCUUUCUGGCAGCGAGACUACGAUGCCAUGGCGGAAGAGCUAGCCAAGGGCUCGGAAGCAGUUCCAGGGCAGGAAACGGGCAAAUCAGACCAACCCAGUAACUCUCCAACUCAAAAGCCAGAGACAAAGAAUCAAGAGCAAAUGCCAACUCCUGUGGAAGAUGGCAUGAAAGUGGAACCAGGAGAACACGAGCAAGAAGGCCGGAAAUCCCACUCAUCUCGGCGCGAACGACAUCUUCGGAAGGCAGCAUUCUACGCCGCCGAUUCCUUGGCCAUGUCAGACAAACUCGGUCUGAGUUUUGCUGAACAUACCUCUCGAGAGCUACCAACGCAGUCUGCAAUGUGUGCAUUUGACUGUGCACAAGUCCUAGCAGAGUGGAUCGCAACUGUCCAAGAACGGGUUGGCAAAUACCUAGGCGUCAUCGGGCGCGAUGAAAUGAACCUGGUAGAAGUACCAGGCAUACUGCUCCUCGAGGAUGAGGACCGGACGCUGAUUCAGAAGAUCGACGAGAUCCUGACGAGUGCAGAACACAAGGUCGAAACUCAGGGGGGAUUUGAUCUCUCUGCGGCACGAGAAGGAGGCCACGGCAGCAGAAUCCUUGCACUGACGGCGUACAUCCUAGGAAGGGAUUCCGUAUGGCCUGUCUUCAAGCUCAUGGCGCGGUCGCUGGAGACCCAGGCAGGGCAUAUCAAAGAGCGAGCAUUGGCUUCAGUUUCGAACUCGUGACGACGUCCAGCGAAGCGCAGACUCCGAUCUCGAGGUCAGUCGUCUUGACGAAUAUGAUUAUUCUUCUUUCUGCAACUGCGACAGAUGCAGGCUUGAUUGGAACACUAGUUUUAAUUUUGACCCCGACUCUUGACGAAGCCAGUCGAUAUGAUUUAUCAGGACAUAUGAUCAGUAUAUACCCCACAGAGACACAACAUGUGACGCGAAAAGUUUGCAGAAACGAGCCAUUUCCGGCUCAGGGACAUUUCAAAAGUGCGGGACUUCAUGUAUGAGGAGUACAUAUGGGACUUUGUCACAGGGGCGGCGGACUUCCAAAUUUUUCUUGAUGGGCGGCAUGAUUCUUAGCGAGCGACGCUAUCGAAGAAUGUAAUUGUACUGUCGGGAGGAAGAGGUUGAUGGACAAAAGCAAUGAGUCGAAGGCGACCGACAUGAGGCUCAUCUGCACGACGGUCGAUGAAUUGGAUGGUUUAUCAAUCGAUUGGCUUUCUCUGCUGAAGGUGGAUAGGAUUUCGUGGAUGACUGAGAGCCUAGCAGCCUGAAUCUUGCACUGGGACGAAAGCAAUAAUAUGCAGGAUCAAGCCAGAGAAACUGCGCAUAUGUGGCCAGAGCUGGUUGCUUCUUCCUCUCCGUCCUGCUCGUAUCUGCAGGAUCAAGUCAUGCGUCGCAGUGGCAGCAGUGUGUUUUUUUCUUCUUCUGGUGGAAUUGAUGCACAACAUUGGCGGA
Cladophialophora immunda is the source of this 5382-nucleotide messenger RNA. RefSeq lists its product as uncharacterized. The transcript has 4 exons. Gene Ontology annotation, cellular component: chromatin. Gene Ontology annotation, biological process: regulation of transcription by RNA polymerase II; DNA-templated transcription. The record is from RefSeq and is a predicted model, not a curated record. The coding region runs from base 1138 to 4659 and encodes 1173 amino acids. Gene Ontology annotation, molecular function: zinc ion binding; DNA-binding transcription factor activity, RNA polymerase II-specific; RNA polymerase II cis-regulatory region sequence-specific DNA binding. Lineage: Eukaryota; Fungi; Ascomycota; Eurotiomycetes; Chaetothyriales; Herpotrichiellaceae.